Ilyonectria robusta is the source of this 1637-nucleotide messenger RNA. RefSeq lists its product as uncharacterized. Lineage: Eukaryota; Fungi; Ascomycota; Sordariomycetes; Hypocreales; Nectriaceae. Bases 246 to 1382 code for a protein of 378 amino acids. The record is from RefSeq and is a predicted model, not a curated record. The transcript is spliced from 2 exons.
UGACGCCGCUCUCCUUGGACUCCUCGUUGGCUCGUGCCCCUCACUCACUCGCGUCUCUCUAUAUACCGAUCGACAUCGCCAACCUGACGUUGCCUCACCGGCUCCUCCUCUAUUCCUGCCAUUGAGCCCCCGCCUCCGUCAUCCCGCUGCCCAACACUGGUGCCCAGCAUCACAGCGUCGCCUUGACGGCCCUUCAUCAUCCCACUCCUCCAUCGCCGAGCUCCGACUCCAACUCACGAACUCUCAUGGCUACGACCGACACCCUCCCCCAGACUCAUGACCGUCAAGGCCCGCGCCGACGGCCCUUCUCAACAUGGGUCAAGAAGCUGACCAACUUCAAAUCCUCCUCCGACGCCGACCGUCCCAAACGACACAAGAUCAAACGCAGCCCGAAGAAGAACAACCCAUACCCCGAGUCGGGGCAGGUCGGGAAUGGUGCCACAAAUGACACCAGUGCCUGUACCUUCUCUACCGUGCCCUCCGGCAGUAACACAAGCGUAGCCCAGUCAUCCCGCAUAUCCAGGGAUGGCCAGGCAACUCCUACCAUCGGACGGAGGAGCCUGGUAGGGACCGUGUCGACAGAUCGCGAAGGGUCGCGCUCCAUCAGCGCUCCCAGCCACGGGGCCAGCUCGCUAGCAGGGACGAGCCGCACAGCUGGAGGGGGCGUCGAUUCAAGGCGUGGGGAAGACAGCACCUUUUCGAGCCCAGCGCCAUCAGUUCGGUCGUUGACGACCACUUUGACCACGAUUCAAUCCAUGGCACCCAACCACACCGGCCAGGGACAUGGUAGCACUUCGAACCAGAACCAAAAUCAGACCAACGUCCAGUUCAGCCAGCCCUUCCCGACAACAUUCCCAGCGUCUGCAAUCCCUGCACACCUUGCACCGACCGGCAACCCAACAACGUACAAUGCUGCCACGGCCAACAAUCUCCUGACCGACAAUGCGUCCAUCCUGACCUUGGCAUCUUCCAGCAAGCGCCGACGCCGACGGUCUCUCGACACGGACGCCUCCGUUAGAGCACUGGCACCAUCCUCCCUUUGGGGUGGUAGUCGAGAGAGUCUGCCACUCAGUGUUCUCAGUGCCAACAUCGACAUGUCCAACAUGCCACCCACGCCAGGGCUUCACGGCUCGCGCAUCGGGGCUGAGCGCACCAGUAUAUACUCAGCUACAGGUGUUAUGCCGGCGAUUCCAGGCGACCGCAGCAGCUUCUAUGCCAAGCAGGGCGACGGUGCCAGUGUCAGGAGCGGUCACCUGGGACAUGGCAGAGCCAACAGCGUAAACGGCAGCAUUGGUGGCUUGAGCAGUCCUCUGGUCAGCCCACGAGAAAUGCCAGGCGAGACCAUGGAGAAGGGAAAAGGGAAAGGCAAGGAUGAGAGCUGAGAACUAGAGCUGAGAGCUAGAGCUAGAGCUAGAGCUUAGAGUUGAGAGCUGAGAGAAGAACCAUGCCAUCAAAGGAGGAAUUAUUGUUUGUGUGGUUAUGAAUGAUGGAUGUACUUAUUGGGAUUGGCAGGUGAAUUUGGUCGGGUUUGGCGGCACUUGACGGUUAUUUGGGUCCUUAGAGUUUGGUUCAGCACUGAUAGUCAAGAGGGACACUACAUUCCCGUAAUAACAAUACAUGAUACCCUUGAAGCGUUA